ACGGCCCCACCCCGGAGGCCCCGACUCGCCGCUCGCAACCCCCUCCCCGUUGGUCGCUUCCCGUGGCGGCCGCUCUGCUGGCGGCGAACCCCUCCCCGCCGGCCGCCUCCCGUGACAGCUCCGCAGCUGCUUUGCUCGUCGCCUCGGCAAGGCAACCCGACUGGCCGGCGGUCGAUCCUGGCCUGCGCGACGACGUCGGCCGCCAGAGCUUGAUACCGCCCCGUCUCCGGAACCCAACGGCCUCCAGCUAAGCGCCGACUCUGCGGUUCGGACUCCGGAUCCUGGAGGCGGAGCUGUCUGCUGGAUCAGUCCGUGCCUCCGUGGAUCUGCCGGACCCUUGCCAACUGGGAACUGCCCCCUGCUGAGUGCCUACUUCCGGCUUAAGUGCACCAACAGGACUGAUGGAGGCUGGGGAGCUGCUACGUUCAGUGUCUGUUGAGGUGGCUCCAUCUGUUGUGGUGGUGGAACAAGUGCAUAGGUUAGACUACUUCUGCACUGGGUCUGUAGUGAGGAGUGUUCCUAAUGAUGGCACGUUUAUACUGGCGCAAGCUGAAAUCCUGGAUACUUACUCAGACGUGAGGUUGAGAGUUCAUUUCUCAGAUGGUCUCCAAGCAACGGCUCAAGUUGUGCUCACAAGGGGUCAGUUUUGUAUCCUGCGUACCGAGUACAAUCCCAGAUGCAAGGUUAUAGAGCUCGAUACAAAGGCUACAGACCUUGGCUACAUGAUGAUCCGUGCGCCCUUCUCACGCUCUACCCACUUUCCUGUACCGACCUUCCUGUUCCAGUCAAGACUGAUCUGCACAACAUUUGGGGAUCAUGCUCCUACCAUCCGUGGCUCCUGUGAGUAUUUCAUGGUCGUGUGUCAGUAUGGAGACACCUCUGCGAACGGGGUCAGCAGACUGGUAGCCGGUCCUGUUUUUUCAAUGGCUGGCAAGGUUGUGGGUAUACUGGUACGAGACAACAGUGACUGGGUAGACAAGUCUGAUCCGGGGGAAGACCCUCGUUGGGUAGCCGAGGGAUUUCAGUUCAAGACGUGCAUGUCUGCUCAGAAGUUUAAGAACAUCCUGUGGUCUUUAUUUGGUGAGUGUGGAUGGAGGAAGGGGAGGAAGAGAGCGAGUGAUGAAAGGAGGAAGAGUCUUAUGAGAGCGGACAAGGCCAAGUCAAAGAAGAGAAAGACUUCGACAUGAGUAGUUCUGAAACAAAUCAGUGAUGUUUUUGUAUAACACCUUAAGGCCCAUUUGGAUCUUUGGAAUUGAAUUCAUUGUAAUAAACUAAAGUUGUGGAAGAAGAAAGAAGAAAGUCUACAACUUAAGUUGGAGAAGAAAGAAGAAAGAAUCUAUAGAAUCCAUUUUUCAUCUCU
Molecule: messenger RNA, 1360 nt
Organism: Sorghum bicolor (sorghum)
Lineage: Eukaryota; Viridiplantae; Streptophyta; Magnoliopsida; Poales; Poaceae
Exons: 2
Coding region: 402-1187 (261 amino acids)
Source: RefSeq, a predicted model, not a curated record